This is a messenger RNA of Phyllostomus hastatus (greater spear-nosed bat), 641 nucleotides long. It is a transcript of the gene HAGHL, whose product is annotated as hydroxyacylglutathione hydrolase like. The coding region runs from base 1 to 438 and encodes 145 amino acids. Gene Ontology annotation, molecular function: hydroxyacylglutathione hydrolase activity. Lineage: Eukaryota; Metazoa; Chordata; Mammalia; Chiroptera; Phyllostomidae. The record is from RefSeq and is a predicted model, not a curated record. The transcript has 6 exons.
AUGGUGUGGGGCCUGUUCGCAGCGGCAGAGCUGAACAGUGUGCUCUGUCUAGGUCCCGUGAGCAGUGCCGAAGUCCGCCUCUGCACGGGGUGGCUGAGCUCUGCGACGCUGAACGUCAAGGUCAUCCCUGUGCUUGAGGACAACUACAUGUACCUAGUCAUCAAGGAGCACACGUGGAUGCCUGUGGCCAAGGACAUGACGAUGCCCAAGAGGCAGCUGGAGAUUGUGGGCUGGAAGGGGGUAUCAUUGACCACCAUACUGACCAUUCACCAUCACGGGACCAAGAGCAAGGACAUGCAGAGAUGGAGUUAUCUGUGGCCUGGGCUGGUGCUGGAUGCCAAUGAACACAUCUGUGCGCUGACCCACAGACUGGAACAUGGUGCCCUGCAUCCACCUGCUCCAGCUUCUCUGACCCAUCUCCCUCCAACUGGCACCUAGAGAGAACGGCUCAGCAGAUGUACCAGAGCCUGGCAGAGACCCUGGGCACCCCUGCCCCAAGAGAGACGACACCCAACUGAACUGCCCCGGCCAGGUGUCCCGUGGCUAUGAGCACACACUGGCAACCUUGAGUCUGUGGGGCCCUGCAAUGUCCACAUGAAGGCAAAGCUGUCAGGAGCCAAGGCACAGCCACUUCUCCCCUC